GCGCCUGGGUCUUGGCAGUAUGGGGCCAAGAAGCUGUGGACCUCUCGCCUGAGUUCGCAGAAGACUGCCAAGCAGGAUCCUGCACUGAGCACGAAGACGCAGCGCUGCUCCAGAAGCCUGGCGGCGGGAAGCCCAGUCACACGAAGGACAAGAAGCACCCAGUGAAGAAGACGCCAGAUCCAAGCUACAAAAUCACGAUUCCAAGCAAGAAGCCUGGUAAUUCGAAGGACGAAAAGUCUCCGGGAAAGACGAAUCCAGGCAAGAAGCUCGGUCACACGAAGGACAAGAAGGACAAGAAGUCUCCGGGAAAGAAGCCUGACGUUGACAUCACGAAUCCAGGCAAGAAGCUCGGUCACACGAAGGACAAGAAGGACAAGAAGUCUCCGGGAAAGAAGCUCGGCCACACGAAGGACAAGAAGUAUCCGGGAAAGAAACCCGGCAAGAAGCCCGGUCACGGCAAAAGCAAGAAGGGCCCAGGCAAAAAGCCCGCGUAUCACAAGACCAUGGCGAAGGCAAGGAUGUCCAUGCCGGCGCAAGAAGAGGAUCAGACCGAGGCCCCGCAGGCUCCUGAGGAGUCGGAGGUGCCUGACUACUACGAUCCCAGCUUCGAAGUGCCCGCAGAGGGUCAGGAACAGCCGGAGUCUGAAAUGCCUGAGUCUGUCUGA
Symbiodinium sp. CCMP2456 is the source of this 665-nucleotide messenger RNA. Lineage: Eukaryota; Dinophyceae; Suessiales; Symbiodiniaceae. The record is from the annotation of a GenBank genome assembly.